CUCCGGCCGACUUUAGAACCGCGCACACCGGCACCGUCUGGGUUCCGCAGCCGGGUCGCGGUGCAGGGAAGCCGGGCAGAGUUGACAGGAGGAGCCGGUGUCUGCUCUGGUUCUCUGAUGGAUUUUACAUAAAAGCAGGAGAAACACUGCUGAUGCAAAUGAACGUGCGGAGCUAAUCAGCAGCUUUAACAUGAGUUUAGCAGCUUGUUACUGAACGUCGAGGCUGUUUUUUGACCUCUAGCUCAGACAUUACAGCCGCCUCUUAAAGUGCCUGUUUUUUAAUCCCAGUUUGGUUUAACUCCCUUUGAGCUAAUGGUGCUAAUUUGCGGAGCAGCAGCAGCAGCUAACCGGCUCUAGACGCAGAGUGUAUCCGCUUCAGGAGGCUCGUAACUCGGAUCCGGAUGUUCGGUGCAGACGGUCAGACUCCGCCGCUCGGUGCUAGUUUGUUUCUCGGUGUUUAGUUUAGUUUCCACUCAGAUCAGCUGCUGUUAUGAAUGUAGUCUGACCUCACACACACACACAUACACAUACACACAUACACAUACACACAUACACAUACACACAUACACUCACACACACUCUGGUCUGAGGUCAGUGUUUGUGGUUUAGGUUUCAGUCCUGAGCUUUAAAUGCAGUUUGAUCUCAGUUCUUUGGGUUCUAGUGUUGGUUUCCGGUUUAUUUAAAGGUUUUUGAGUUAAAGUUGGUUUUCUAGUUUGGUUUAAAUGUAGUCUGGGUUCUGGGUUCAGUGAGUUUGGUGUGGAACAGCUCAAAGUGUCCUUAUCUCUAUUUAUUGCAGGUUCAGGUUCAGGUUUAGGGUUAGAGGUUUUUGGUUGAAUGGGGUUAAAGUGUGUUAGAUGUUAGACCUGCUCAGCUCAUGAUGGCGGAGCUCCAGCAGACCCCCACCUCGCUGUGCUGCUGCCGUAAACCCCUCCCUGCCUCUGGGGGGCGCUGCGGGGGGGACUCGGGCCGGCCCUCGUUGGGCCCCGGGGCCCCGCGAUGCCCCCUGGUGGACGUGGCCUCGGCCUCUAACUUUCGGUGCUUCCAGCUGCGGCACCUGCACCUGGACCUGCGGCUCAACUUCGCCGUGAAGGAGAUGACCGGCUGGCUGGUCCUGGACCUGGUGCCGGUCCAGCCGGGGGUCCAGACCCUGGUGCUGGACUCCCACCCGUCCCUGCUCAUACACUCCAUAGACUGUAAGGGCCCCGGGGCCCCGCAGGACGAGCCCCUGUCCCUCACGUACCGGGUGGACCCCUUCACGGACUACGGCUCCUCUCUGAACAUCAGCCUGCCCACGACGCUGAAGACCGGCAGACUGAUCCACAUCACAGUCCGCUACACCACUACAGACGGACCAGCUAUCUGGUGGCUGGACUCGGAGCUGACCUGUGGACAGUCUCGUCCUCUGGUCUUCACUCAGGGUCACUCUGUGUGUAACCGUUCCUUCUUCCCCUGCUUCGACUCGCCCGCCGUCAAGAGCACCUACACCGCCACGGUCCGGGUCCCAGAGGGAGUGACGGUGCUGAUGAGCGCCUCCCGGAGCUCGUACUCUAAGCAGGACCGAGUGUUCCAGUUCUCCAUGGAGUUCCCGGUUCCUUCCUACCUGGUGGCUCUAGUAGCCGGAGAACUGCAGCACGUCGACGUCGGCCCGCGGAGCCGUGUGUGGGCCGAGCCGUGCCUGCUGGCGUGUGCCGUGAAGAAGCUGGGCGGUAGCGUGGAGCGCUGGUUGGCCGUUGCCGAGCAACUGUUCGGGGCGUACCUGUGGGGCAGGUGCGACAUCGUGUUCCUGCCCCCCUCCUUCCCCAUCGUCGCCAUGGAGAACCCGUGCCUCACCUUCAUCAUCGCCUCCAUCCUGGAGAGCAGCGAGUUCCUCCUCAUCGACGUCAUCCACGAGAUCGCUCACGGCUGGUUCGGGAACGCCGUCACCAACGCAACCUGGGAGGAGAUGUGGCUCAGCGAGGGGCUGGCCACCUACGCUCAGAGGAGGAUCACUACUGAGGCCUAUGGUGAGGCGUUCACAUGUCUGGAAACUGUCGUCCGAUUGGACGCUCUCCACAGACAGCUGCGUCUCCUAGGAGACAACAACCCUGUUAGCAAACUGCAGGUCAAGUUUGAGCCAGGUGUGAACCCCAGCACUCUGAUGAAUCUCUUCACCUAUGAGAAAGGUUUCUGCUUCGUGUCCUAUCUCUCUGAACUCUGUGGAGACGUGAGACGCUUCGACUGUUUCCUGAGGGACUACAUCUCAGAGUUUAAGUUUCAGAGCGUGGUAGCUCAGGAUCUCAUCGACUACUUCCUGAACUAUUUCCCGGAGCUGAAGGACGCAGCCGUGGCAACCAGAGAAGGUCUGGAGUUUGAGCGCUGGCUCAGCGGUUGCGGUCCUCCUCUGUAUGAGCCGGACCUGUCAGCAGGGGGCGCUCUGACCCGACCCGUCCAGGACCUGUGUGACGUCUGGAGGGCCGCCGACCCCCCCGACCUGCAGCUGCUCUCCACCUAUCAGCUGACAGAGUGGAGCACCUUCCAGAUCGUCCUGUUCCUAGACCGCAUGCUGGACCGCUCCCCCCUCCCCCACGAGGUGAUGGUGAGUCUCUCGUCUUCGUACUCGUCUCUGUUUGACAGUCUGAACGCUGAGGUUCAGAUCCGCUGGCUGCAGCUCGUCGUCAGGAACAACUUCUACCCUGACCUGCCCCGAGUCAGAGCCUUCCUCCAUAAACAUACAUCCAGGAUGUAUACGGUGCCGUUGUACGAGGACCUGGUUGCCGGGGUGAUGAAGUGCGUUGCCGUGGAGAUCUUCUACCAGACGCAGCGGCGCCUGCAUCCCAACUUGAGACGAACGUUACAGCAGAUCCUCUUCCAGACUGCCGCCGCGCCGACCAAUCAGAACAGCCCUGCUCUCCCCCUCAUCCCCCCCUCCCCUUCUCCAUCACUGUCCCCGUCACCCGCCGCCACGGCAACCGCCUCCUCCACCGCCAACGCCACUGCCGCUGCUGCCGGGACGACCAACGGCAUCGCUCUGCGGGACGUCAACGUGUCCGCAUGAUGACGAAGGAUUCUCCAUCAGCACGCUGGCGGUGGAGGCCGUUGCCGUGGCGAUGGAGGCCGUUGCCGUGGCGAGGGAGGCCGUUGCCCCGGUGAUGGAGGCCGUUGCCCCGGUGUUGGAGGCCGUUGCCGUGGCGAUGGCGGUGGUAGCCUUAUAACUACAGACGCUGAAAGUGUAAACACUGUGACAGGAAGUCUCACUCCGGAUCCUGAAGGUUCGAGGAGGUCGAAGGUCAUGUGAUUGUCG
This is a messenger RNA of Scomber japonicus (chub mackerel), 3280 nucleotides long. RefSeq names its product arginyl aminopeptidase like 1 (gene rnpepl1). The transcript has 11 exons. Gene Ontology annotation, molecular function: zinc ion binding; metalloaminopeptidase activity. Bases 875 to 3034 code for a protein of 719 amino acids. Gene Ontology annotation, biological process: proteolysis. Lineage: Eukaryota; Metazoa; Chordata; Actinopteri; Scombriformes; Scombridae. The record is from RefSeq and is a predicted model, not a curated record.